Messenger RNA from Penicillium pulvis, 7113 nucleotides. Its product is annotated as putative sensor histidine kinase/response regulator. Gene Ontology annotation, molecular function: protein binding; phosphorelay sensor kinase activity; ATP binding. The record is from RefSeq and is a predicted model, not a curated record. Gene Ontology annotation, biological process: phosphorelay signal transduction system; protein autophosphorylation. The transcript has 2 exons. Bases 1 to 7113 code for a protein of 2370 amino acids. Lineage: Eukaryota; Fungi; Ascomycota; Eurotiomycetes; Eurotiales; Aspergillaceae.
AUGGAGGAGAGUCACUUAAUUAGCGACGACCUGCCGCUACCACCUGCCCGACUAUUUGAACGAUUAGGCCACUUGCCUGGCUAUACUUGGGAUCAGUCCGUCGAGCCCUUCCACUCCACCUACAAUCAUUGGCAUAUAUCAGGAUUUCGCCAUGCCAUCGAUUCAGACCUCUCCACCCCGAUCGCGACCUCCUCCGGCCCUGCCUCCUCCGGUCCUUCCAGCCUGACUCGAUUUUCCCCCCGCACCGACACUCGCCCUUCCGCGCGAGGCUCCAAUCGGAGGUUUAGUGUGAGUGAGACGAGCAGUGAGCUAUCGCUCUCACGAGGAGGCGACCAUGAACCGGUCUGGAUACCGGUCGUGGCCCGCGUUUCGACAAACUUCAUCCGCCUUGAACGAGAGUUUCAUAUGCUUAGGUCGAUUGUGCAAUCAUCAGAUCCAGACUGCAAUCACACCGUGCGACCGAUCGACUUAAUACGACUUCCUGCCGACCCCGUAAAUGGAGGGUCCCUCUUGGUGGCUAUCUUCGAAUCACCCGGCCACGAUAGAUUGCGCGAUUUGGUCACAUUUGGCCCUGCAUCCUUUGUCGCGGGGACUAAAGGCGAUCAUAAUGUAACACCCAACGAGCAAGUCGACCUGUCAGCAUUUUUUGAUUUUGCAAUUGGAGCGUGCGACUGCCUGGAAAUUUUGCAUUAUGGCAUGAAGACCGUUCAUGGAGAGAUUCGUGGUGAUGCAUUCCACUUUAGCAGCGAAAUGGGAUCCGUCAAACUCUCCAACAUGGGCAACGGCGCCCGCUCCUUUGAUAACGUGCUGAGUGAAGGCUGGUCCUCUGUUUCCCGGGAGCUUGGAGCCAAGUACAAGUUGCAAUUUAUCGCCCCGGAGCAAACCGGCAGGAUGCCUACAGAGCCAGAUAGUCGCACGGAUAUCUACGCGCUUGGUCUCUUCUUCUGGUCCAUGCUCGUCGGGAAAUUGCCCUUUGAAGGCAGUGAUCCCGUUGAAGUAGUCCAGAAUGUGCUGACCAAGAAGUUGACACCAGUGUCCGCCAAACGGAUGGAUAUCCCCGACGCUCUCUCAGCCGUCGUCCAAAAAAUGACGCAGAAAGUCGUGCACGACCGUUACCAUACAAUUUCUUCCGUCAAGCGGGACUUGGCAGAAGUAGCUAAAUUGCUGGGUGAUGGAGAAAGCGAAGCCUUGAAUGAUUUCAAGAUCGCCCAGCGAGACGUGUCAUCCUUUUUCACGCUGCCUUCCCGAAUGAUUGGCCGAAAGAAAGAAUAUGACACCAUCAUUGGUGUGGUCGAGAAGGUCAAAAAGCGCCAGGCGGCUGCAUCUGCUAAGGCAUAUGUGCAAAGUCCGGCAACAGCCCACGCAAUCGCCUCCAAUUCUUCGAUAUCGGAAGGGCGCGUGGAAAGUUUCGACCUUGCCUCUGUCUCUAGUGACUCUGGUUCGUUCCAUCUACCUCCCCGAAGCAGCUCGAAUACCACUCAAUACCACAUUGCACAUGUCAACGCCCAAGAGUCCAUAGCGAGCAAUGACACAUCCCCUCCUCCAAGGUUGAGGCAAGCUUCGGCAGGCCCAGAUUCAUUAAGCCAAACACCACCUGUGCCAAUUCCUAGCAACAUGAAAAGCCCUUCCCAUUCUCGAUCUUCACACACCACAGAUAGGGAGAGCCAUCCUUCCAUUGGUACCAAUACCAACAGCCAACCAUCAACCCAGGCCUUUAGCCAAGCUGAUUCGUUGACCUCACUUGCGAAACAGAAAACGGGGGUCAAAUACCGCCGCAAUGGACGCUGUGAGGUGAUUGCAAUUAGCGGAGCUGCUGGCAUAGGCAAGACGGACCUUCUGAAUCGGGUACAGCCCCUCAUCCGUAAGGGUGGGUACAUUGCAAUCACACGUCUGGACAGAGCCAAGCGGGUGCCCUUUGAACCGUUUGCAAAAGUCUUGGCCAGCUUGUUGCGCCAAAUUUUCUCGGAGCAGGAUGUCAAUACCGAUUACCACAAUAGCAUUCGAUCAGCCUUGCGGUCCAUGUGGCCCACACUCCAUAAGGUGCUAGAUCUACCGGAGCAACUAAUGGCACCGGGAGCCAAGUAUAAGCCAUCUCCAAGGGUCUCUGUUGCGCAGCCAAUUGCUAAACAGGAGGCUCGUGAAGACCCUGCCAAGCGGCUUCAUAUUCCAUGGAUGGACCAAGGCCAAACAUCUGCUGACUUUUUCCUGUCGAAUGCUGCUUCAAAUAACAUGCGUUUGAUGGAUAUAUUCAUUGAAAUUCUGAGAACACUGUGUCAGUUUAAGCUUAUCACCGUUUGCUUGGAUGAUCUCGAGUAUGCAGAUGACGAGACCUUGGAAUUGGUGCUGAACAUCAUCAAAACGAAGCUGCCAUGUGUGCUUAUUCUUACAAGCCGCAAGGAUGAGAUCGAGUCUGACCAGAUUCGGUCCUUGUUUGAAACCGACUUGCCCAACGUCACGCGUAUUACCCUUGAGUCAUUACCAGAAGACAAUGUCAUGGAGUUUGUCGCUGCAACAAUGCACCAAGAACCCAAUCCAACCCUCACUCCCCUAGCCGCUGUUGUCCAGGAAAAGAGCCAGGGAAAUCCUUUCUACGUGCGGGUAAUGCUUGAAACAUGCUACAGGAAGAACUGCAUCUGGUAUUCAUGGAAGGACUCAAAGUGGCUGUUCGACCUUGAUCGCAUUUUCACUGAAUUUGUUGCUCCUGUGUAUGGAGAGGGACUUGGACUAGGCUUCCUCACCAAACGUCUCCAAGAGAUCCCGGCAGCUGCCCGAUCAAUCAUGAUUUGGGGAGCUCUGAUAGGAAGUCCAUUUUCCUUCUCGCUCGUUCAAAGGAUUUUGACUAGUGAAUUUGUGACCUCAAUAGAUGAUGAUGACGAAGAGCUGGGUCUCACAAAACCUGGAAAUGUCACUUUGGUCAGGCAAUCAGAGAGUGAUAUCGUGGUUGGGUUGCAGUACCUCGUUCAGGCAAACCUGUUGAACACUGGUAAAACCGACGACGAGUUCAAGUUCGGGAACGAUCGACUCGCGCAAGCUGCCUUUGCAUUGAGUGAGAGCCGCAAUGUGGAGAAGAUGCAUUUCAUCCUUUCGCAGGCGUUGAUGAAAUACUACCACGAUCACCGCAGCCGGUACUCCGUGGCUCACCAUGUUGCACUUGCAUCGCGCAGGAUCAAAUCCCGUGUGAGUCUCAGAAUCGAUUAUCGACGUAUCUUAUGGGAAGCUGGGCAGACGGCUGCUCAAUCUGGCGCUCGGCCAAGUGCUCUUUGGUAUUUCCGGCACUGUAUCGCACUCCUGCAAGACGAUCCUUGGGAUGAUCAGCACGCGGACGUAUAUUAUGACGAGACCAUGCGUCUUUACAUAGCGACGGCAGAAAUGUCCUGGUCCCAGGGCCAGAACGAGGACGCUCUCAAGCUGAUUGAAUCUGUCUUCGCCCACGGCAAGGAUGCGGUCAGUAAAUCAAGGGCUUGGGUCAUCAAAGCCAAGAUCAUGGCUCAAACGGGUGACCAUCACCGUUCAAUGGAGUCGCUGCUAUCAUGUCUCGACGAACUUGGCGUCCACCUCCGCGCCCCCACGACCUUCGAAGAAUGUGACGUUGCUUUCUUUAAACUCAAGAAGUACCUCCAAUCCGUCGACAUCGACGCCAUUGCUCAGAAGCCCAUCAGCAAGGAUCCCAAUCUCAUGACAAUUGGAGCGGUCAUGGCAGAGGCCAUGGCCGUCACCUACUGGGACGAUGCCCUGACGUUUUACCGAAUGGCAAUCGAGAUGAUGCAUAUUCACAUCUCCAGGGGUGGAUUCACACCUAUUUCGAUUGGCUGCUCCCAUCUCUCCAUGAUCACACUGAGCCGUUUCAAGGACCUCGAAUUUGGUACUAAGCUCAGCGAUCUCUCCCUUUCCCUACUUGAACAUUGUCCCGAGCCGUGGACGCAGAGCAGAGGCUCGAUCGUUCACAACCUUUACGUCAGCCACCUUCGUGUUCCUCUGGCAUCAACGUUGCCAGCUCUAGAGGCCUCGCUUGAAGUGUCCUUUACAAUGGGCGACCCGUACAUCACGUUGAUUAGUAUUUCUUCAAUGGCCAUGACUAGGCUUUACCUCGGUCAGGAUAUGGCCCAACUUGAAGCCUUCUGCUUAGAGGCUCCUGAAGAUAUCCCAAACUGGGCCCAAGAUACCCGUGGCGGUGCCAGCAUUAUUGCUGUUCGUCAAGUCGCGCGGGCUCUGCAAGGCAAAACGGAAUUCCGUUCCUCGGACAACGUCAUGUCGGAUGAUGAGCACCGGACAACCUCAUUCAUGAAGUUUUUGGACACCCAUGCUAGCAAUGCUGACAGACCUCGUGACAUCUACUUUGGUCUUUCCAUGAUCCCCCUGUUCCUUUUUGGACACUACAACAAAGCAAUUCAGGUGGGUAAUACGUUGCUUGGUACAUCUUACAGACUCUGGUCUGUGCGUGUGUCCUAUAUCAUUCAUUUUUACCUUGCCGUCUCACUUCUCAGUCUACACAAUGACUAUCCUGCCCAGGGAUAUCUUGAUGGGAAAAUGGAUAUAAUCCUUGGGUAUAAGGCCGAGAUAGACUUUGCUCGAAGUUGCUCAGAAGCGAACUAUGGUAUGUGGGCUUUCCUGCUUGAGGCCCUCAUCGCCGAGGUGCGGAAUGAUCACAAUGAUGCCAUCCAGAAAUUUGAGGCCGCUAUCGAUCAUUGUCAGAUUCAUGGAUGGCCAUUGGAGGAGGCUCUUGCACUUGAGUUGCAAGGCGAAUUUCUUAUCAGACGCGGCGCAAAACGGGCCGCUCGUGCGUUAGUGCAGGAGUCCAUUGCGGCAUGGAGCUCCAUGGGUGCUAACGGCAAAGCGAUCAUGCUUGCCGAGAAGCAUGAAUGGUUACUCAAGACAGCGACCUCUGCUAGGACGGUUGAUGUUGGAUGCCAAACUCUUGACUCAAUUAUGGAGAUUACUCGUGAAGCGGUUGAAGACGAGAUUAUCAUACCAUCUCAAAUGGAGGAGGACGAGAGAAGGCAGCAAUGGAUCGAGCAAAAUGGUGUCAAUUCAGACGAGAAAUCUAUGGAUAUCUCAAGCGUGGGUCUAGAUAUUAUCGAUCUGUCCAGCAUACUGGAGUCCAGCCAGGUCAUGUCUUCUGAGCUUCAGAUCGACAAACUCUUCUUGAAGAUGCUUGAGAUUCUAUUGGAGUCGUGCAACGGUUCCGAUUUUGCAGUCAUUGCGACAAACUUUGAUGAACAAGGAUUUGCCAUUGCGGCGGUAGCAGACUCUGAUAAAGGCCAACGAUCAUACCCCGAGGGCUUACCCUUCUCUGAAACUGAGAGUCGGAUGGCUCAGCAUAUCACGUACUAUGUCAUGCGUACAAAGGAAGAGGUCCUUGUGCACAAUGUCCUCGAGGACGAGCGCUUCUCCAAUGUCGAUGAAUCAUAUCUCGCCAACUACCCCCAGGGUCGGUCCGUCAUUGCGCUGCCGAUUGUUCAGGGCGACCAACUGCUUGGGGUUAUACACUUGGAAGGCAAGCCGAAUUGGUUCACACAGCGAAACGUGGUGGUGUUGCAUUUGCUUUGCAACCAAAUUGGAAUUUCUCUAUCGAACGCUUUGCUUUUCCGUGAGAUUCGAAAGGUGAGCGCUAAAAAUUCGUCUAUGAUCGAAUCCCAGAAGCGUGCCCUCGCGCAAGCACGCGAAUCGGAGCAAAAAGCGAAGUUUGCGGAAGCUGAGGCCAAACACAAUGUGAAGCUAAAGGAAGAUGCUGCACGCGCCAAAUCCAUUUUCCUAGCAAAUAUCUCACACGAUCUGCGAACUCCGAUGAACGGUGUCAUUGGACUUUCAGAGCUGCUCAAGGGCACCAAGUUGGAUAAAGAGCAAGAUGAAUAUGUGGAAUCUAUCCGUGUCUGCGCUGACACCCUAUUGACCCUCAUUAAUGACAUCCUUGACUUCUCUAAGCUAGAAGCUGGCAAGAUGAAGAUCUCCACAGUGCCGCUCAACCUGAAGGAGACCAUCACGGAGGUCAUUCGUGCAUUGCGCUUUACUCACCGCGAGCGAGGUUUGGCAACGAUUGAGGAGCUGGAUCGUGUUCCUGCGGAGCUUGUCGUUCUUGGUGACCCUGUCCGCUUGCAUCAGAUCUUCAUGAACCUCCUUAGCAACAGCUACAAAUUCACACCCAAGGGCUCGAUCGUCGUCAAGGCAAAGACUGUCCGCGAGGGUAAGGGCCGCGUGCGCCUGGAAUGCUCCGUGUCCGACACUGGAAUUGGAAUCCCCGAAGAGCAGAAAGCACGCCUGUUUCGACCCUUCUCCCAGGCUGAUCCAUCAACAGAAAGAUCAUAUGGCGGCAGUGGUCUAGGCUUGAGUAUCUGCAAGGCAAUCAUUGAGGAUGUCCUUGGUGGUGCUAUUUGGCUUGAGUCCGAGUCUGGAGUUGGAACCACUGUGACGUUCCACUUGGUCUUUAACAAAGCCCCGAAGAAGACGGCGGUCAAGACCGCAUGGUCGCAGGACCUGAGCAAAGCAGAAAGCAAACAAGCUCCCCGACCCACCACUCGCGAUCUCACGCAAAUUCCACGCGAUCAGAUUCGCGUCUGCAUCGCUGAAGAUAAUCCCAUCAACCAGAAGAUCGCGGUCAAGUUUGUGACUGGUCUCGGGCUCCAGUGCGAAGCCUUUAGCGAUGGACGCCAAGCAGUGGAUGCUCUCCGUGCCAGAUCCAACGAAGGCAAUCCGUUCCAUAUUGUCCUAAUGGACGUCAUGAUGCCAACCUUGGACGGCUACAAUGCCACCCGCGAACUCCGUCGCGAUCCAGACCCCAACGUGAAUGAAGUUCUGGUGAUCGCCAUGACGGCUAGUGCCAUCGAGGGCGAUAGAGAGAAGUGUCUCGACGCCGGAAUGAACAACUACCUCCCCAAGCCGGUCAGAUCGCCGAUCCUGAGUGAGCUUCUUGACAAGUACCUCGCCCCGGUUCCAUCCCACCCACGUACUCGGCUGGUACUCCGAGAAAAAGGGUCCAGAUCAAGCAUGGGCCAUGAUUCCGGUACGCCAACCAGCAUUUCCUCAUCCGGGUCAGACGAAUUGGCCAAACUUCCACCAGCCCGGAGCUCUAAAGACAUGAUGACACACAACCCCAACCCAAAUCCUCAUUCAAAAUGA